UCAGAAGAUGAAAAAGGUGAUUUUGAAGUCGAAAAAGUUAUUGAUAAACUUGAAAUGAACGGAAUAAUUCAUUAUGUUAUAAAGUGGAAGAACUAUAGUGAGCAAUUUAAUGAGGCCAUCCCAGAAAGCGAUUGCAACUGUCCAGAGUUAAUUAAAGAGUAUGAA
Messenger RNA from Dictyostelium purpureum, 165 nucleotides. RefSeq lists its product as uncharacterized. The transcript has a single exon. The record is from RefSeq and is a predicted model, not a curated record. The annotation marks the transcript as partial. Lineage: Eukaryota; Evosea; Eumycetozoa; Dictyosteliales; Dictyosteliaceae.